CGUUGUUUACUCGUCAGGGAGACGUUUCGACGCGAAGCGCGGCGCGCUUAUUGAUUCCUCGCUACCGCACGUGUCAUUAACUCCGUUGUCUCGGCGACGCGCGACGUGUAGCCACGUAUGACGCUCCGCUCCGUCAGCGGUAUUUCUAUUCACCGACGUUUCGUUUCCGCUUCUUUUUUGUGACGCGGACGAACGGUAUCGUUGUGGUGCUGGGGGUCGCUCGUCGCUCAUCGUCGUCGCGACGACGGCGUAGACUUUGAUGCGGGAACGCGACGCCUGUCCGUCGACGUGGCUGUGCAUCGCCCGAAGACGCACGCGACGUCGCAAUUCGCGGGAUAUGCUGCCGAUCGACAGUGGGGUCAGCUUCGCGAAACUUCCAGCAAUUUCUUGAACAAUUUCGCCCCCAGGCAAACAGAAUGUCCAGCUCGUAUGUCAUUGAGCCACAGGAAAGUAGCUCUCAGAAGAAGGAUGAUACGUUAAUCAUUGUUGUCAACGAUGACGGGGUAAUAUCCGUUGAUCAGGCGACUCUACAAAACUUAAUAAUGAAUCAAUCGAGCGCUAAUGUUAGCGUGGUAAGAUUAGGACAGGCUGACGCGGAUACUGAAAAUGGAGAUAUAACCUUGACAGUAGAUCCACCGAUAUUUGCUCAUUCUACAGCAAGCUCGGUAAGCGCCAAUGCCAGCACUGACCCAGGUGGGUUGGUAGAUCCCUUUAUGGAGAUGGAUCCAGAACAGCUGGAAAGAUUAGAAACAGCUCUGCAAAGUGAAGAGGCAAAGCAGAUACUUGGAGAAAAUGUCACUGCAAUGCUUGAUAUGUUAUCGAUAGAAGAACAACAGAAUACAAUGCGAUAUAAUAUACAGUUGGAUCAUUGUUAUACGAGCAGAUUGUCACCUAGCGAUCCAAUACCAAGGGAUCCUCUACCAAUCGUUGAUGAUUUGUCUGAAACCAAUGAUAUACAGUUUAUACAUCAAACAACCUCUCCUCGAACACCUGUUAUGUCACCUAUUAAUGACAUGGACAAUGCUGGAGUUAAGAGCAAGAAUAUUGCGAAGAAUAUAAAUAUAUUACAAAACAAACAGAUGAAUAGACCCAUACGUAAAACGGCUGUAUCUACACCUACAAAUAUAACUGGAUCUUCUAGAACUAAUACAAACAUCCUUGGAACUCCUAAAUUUUCAGGGCAUUAUUCAAUGCCGAGGAAUAUAACAAAUGUUCCGCAAGGAACAACUAAAUUACAAGCCAAAAAUAACAAGGAAGAAGAAGAUGAUGAAAUCUCAGAAUCAUCUUUGGAUUCUUCAGAACCAGAACCAUCUGAUAACGAUAGCGAUUCAGAUUUUGGUCCUCGUAGCUCCAAGAAAAGCACUCCUAGGGCUCGAGGAGGACGAAAAGGUCUUACUACAAGAGGUGGUAGCAUGAUAGCUGUUCGAAGAAGAGGUCAAAAUAAACAACUGGAUAUGGAGCAGGUGCGACGAUUAGACAUGGAGAUGGCUGCUGCUGUUAAUGCAAUGAAAACUCCUGAAAAGGAUGAUAAAUUGGAACGAUUUAGUCCUACUAAGAAUAAGAGACAAGUCAAAACACUUGGUGGGAAGAAGAAAGAAGAAUCGCCAUUUACUGAAAUUUCUCCAUCUAUAUCGCAAGAAUUGCCACCAGCAUAUGAGAAACCACUACAAACAAUGAAUCAAGUGAAAGCAAAUUUAAUUAAUGCCAACAUGAUUAAGGGUGACAUGAUAUUGACCAAACCUGGUCAAGGAAGAAGCAGUCAGAAGGUUACUUUUAUUCAAAAACAAGUUCCGAUGAAACCGAGCGAACUCAAGAAUAUCGGGCUUAAAAAAGCUGUGUUCGUUUCUAAGGAAAAAUUCAACCAAGGCGGUACAAAAUUUUUUACGACCAAAGAUGGGAAAUUGCUACAAAUACCAAUGACGUCCAAAACGGCGAGUCCGAACAUGCAGAUUUCUCCCGUAAAGGCGAUAUUGACGCAACAAUCCACGGUACAACAACCUGUGACACAGCAACAAAAUGUAAACCAAGGUUCGCUGAUACAGCAACAAUCGAAAACCGUUUUGUCGGUCGGCAUGCCGAUAAAAAUUAAGCCUAGCGAUAUAAAGAGGGAGAAGAGGAAAUCUGACACCAGUAUAGAAUCAAUUUCGAAAGGGGAAGAAAAUUCCCCAAAAUCUGUAGAAAUCAAGACUUUAGAUAGUGCGAAGAAGCCUAAAAGAGAUAAUCGAAAGGCUCCAGGCUAUGUAGCUGAUACGUUGGGUCCCGCGCUUUUUUCAACACCGGAUAUAAUUCGACGUGUAGGUUCGAAUAGUGACGGAAAGGUUACAGAUAACCCUGCAACACCUACGACUCCGUCUACACCUUUUGCAACAGUAAUAGCUACGUCUGGAUCGUCAACCGGUUCCAUUUCCACAGCAGUUUUAUUGAAUAUUGGCAUCUCUGCCGAUUCAAACGUAGUACAGAAUACUUCUAAUCUUGCUGAAAAAAAGACAAUAUUUAAUGCUUCUGAACAGUCUGUACAGCCAGAACCACAAUUAAACUUCGAUAGAGGUAACAGUAUAAUACCAGGAAGUGAAAACGAACAAAAAUCGGAAAGCAAGGCAUCAUUGACUGAAGAAUUACACCCAUCUUUAGAUACAGGUGGGAUCGAAGGAGAAGAACAUUUAUUGGCUACUUUAGAAAUGGAAGCCAACAAACACGAAGAAGAACUACUUGCUGAAGCAUUAUUGUUACAAGAGGAACUUGGAGUCGAUUUAGCCGAACAUUCUGCACUAGCUGAUCCCAGGCCACGAGUAAUACCAGAACCAUUGGCAUCGGAUAGCAUGCUUUUGCCCACGUUAAUACCAUCCGAACAAGACUCUAAAUCAGCAGAGGUAGUAGCAACGGCACAAACAAAUACCUCGAAAGAACCAAGCAAAAAGUCUUCAAAGGAUGACAAGGAAACAAUUCAAAUCAUUCGGGGCAAUCGCGUGAUUAAGUUACCACCUAUCGAAGCACCUGCCACUAGAAGUAAACGAUUGCAAGCGAAAACUGAGAUGCCACAGACGAAUCCCGAACCGACGAAGAAAGUAGAGAAGCUUACUCAGGUAUCGGUUCAGCAACCAGCACAUAACAAGGAUGAGUUCAAAACGGGAAAAGUAAUGAAUGAAGAAGAAGAGGAAGAUGAUGAAGAUGAUGAGGAAGACAAUUCAGAUUCCGAAGAUGAUCCUGACCGAUUAUGGUGUAUCUGCAAACGGCCACAUAACAAUCGAUUUAUGAUAUGCUGUGAUGUCUGCGAAGAUUGGUUCCACGGAAAAUGUGUACAUGUCAGCAAAGCCAUGGGUCAACAAAUGGAGGAAAAGGGUAUAGAGUGGGUUUGUCCAAAUUGCCUAAGAAAGAAAGCUGAGGAAGAAAAAAUGAAAUCGAAUUCGCAAUCGCUAGCUGGAAAGCAAAAAACAAAGGUUGAGUCAGUAGGUGAGACACCAUUAUCGCAAGCUGUGUCUACGAAAGAAAUAUCUCCGUCGAGUUCUGCUGCCGACCACAGUGCUACUCCAGCUUCUAGUACAAUGCAAUGUGUUGUUUGUAAGAAGGAAGCCAGGAACUCCAGCAUUUAUUGUUCAGAUGCGUGUAUUCUCGCUCACGCUCAAGAAACUUUAACCAAGGAGAAACCUGUGCCAUCUGGAUCAAAUAUAAAAUCUACGAAAUCACCUGCGAUAGACACUAUGAAGGCAAAACCCGAGGCUAGAGUAGUAGUCUUUGACAGAAAAACUGGUAAAGUUCUUACCGGCGCAGAUGCUCCUCUGAGAUCCAGUUUGCGAACAUGGUUGAAAGAGAAUCCAACUUUUGAAAUAGUCGAAGCUAAUAAUAUUAAUACACUUCAAAUAGGCGGAAAGCUCGUCACGCAGAUCCAAACAUCUGGAAAAACUGCAAAACUUACGCAGCUAUCCCCAGUUAAAGUGCAAAGUAUGCCCAAGAUGAUCUAUACGAAAGUAGCUGGAUCAAAACAAACUGUUUUAGCACCCAACAAGAAAAUUACAAUAAUUCCCGCUAUGCAACAACAAGCGAGUGUAUCGUCGGGUAAUAAACCGACACAACUGAAACAAACGAUAAUCACCACAACGCCAGGAAAGAGCCCUGUAAUAUCAAAGACGUCGAAGAGCGUCACGCAGUCGCAAUUGAAAACCCAGGCAGCAGGCUCACCGAAGCAAACGCCGAUUAAGAAGCAAGAAGCAAAGCCAUCACCGUCCCAACUGAAGCAACAAACUAAAUUAACACUGGCAAAAAAGCCAGAAACGGAACCCAUACGAGUAAAUAUCCGAAAAACGCUGACAGAAUUACUAUCCAGCCGUAUAAAGGAAACUGCAGAUCUGAAACUAACCGACGAGGAGAUCGCUGACUUGGCUUUCAAUAUAGAACUCGAAAUGUACAAGUAUUUUAAGGACACCGGUUCUAAAUACAAAGCGAAGUACAGAAGUCUUGUGUUCAACAUAAAGGACACCAAGAAUCUGACAUUGUUUAGGAAAAUCGCGGAUCGCUCAUUAACACCGGAUGCAGUAGUGCGAUUAAGUCCGGAUGAGAUGGCCAGUCAGGAAUUAGCUGAAUGGCGCGAAAAGGAGACCAAACAUCAGCUGGAAAUGAUAAAGAAGAACGAACUGGAUUUGAUGGCUCAGGCCAAGUCGAUAGUCGUGAAGACUCACAAGGGUGAACAAAUAAUCGAGAAUGACGGUGGAAUAGAUCACGUUGAUCCUAAAACGCCGGUGCAGGAUAUCGUUUCCGCAUUAAAUAACGGUGACAACAUAAGUUCCACGGUUGACGAUCUGGAAAAGAAUAAGGAUAAGGACGAUAGAUUAAGGGCACAAGUGGAAACAAAAAAAUCCAAGAAUACUGAUGAACGAAAGAGAAAGGACAAGGAGAGAGGAAGAGAGCGCGACAGUGCACAGUCUAAGAAUAAGGAUCGACGGGAGAGAAGUCGCAGUCGACAUCAUCAUAGUCGUGAUCGGGAUCAUAGCAAGACCCGAGACAAGAGUAAAGAGCGAAAGUUAAACAGGAAUAAAGAGAGCAGGCGCGAUAAGGACAGAGAGCGAGAGAAGGAUAAAGAUCGAGAUCGGAACAAAGAUCGCGACAAGGCGAGCAGAAAGGAGAGCAGGGAGAGAGAUCGACAGAAGGAGAAGGACAGGCAUAAAAAUAACGAUGGUCGUUCGAGAAAUCGUAGUGGGAGUAGAGAAUCGAAGGACGUUGAUAAACGAGAAGAGGAACGUAAAAGGGAAAUGGAGAAGAAGAAGGAAACCUCGCCACCACCUACGGAAAAGCCGAUAGAGGACCGCCUCUGGCGACAUAUAGAAGAUGAGGCGACAACGAAUACGAUCGAUGGGAACGAUUCUGACAUAUCGGAUAGAGAACCUAGUUCUACUGUCACGAUCAAAACGCCCGAUAUAAACGAGGAAGCCGAGAGAGACAAAGAACAGGUGACGGACAAGGAAACGUCGGCGACGAAGGGCAGUUGGCAGACCGUCUGGCGCGGCUUCGUCAACAUGGUUGACGUCGCCAAGUUUUUCAUAACUGCGCAGGAAGUAAGUGGCAACGCCAAGGAUCUUAUGGACGAUUUACCGGAUACUGUCGACGUUGUGGGUAGGAUCAGUCACGAGACCGUUUGGGACUAUAUUUCGAAGAUGAAGAGGAGCGGCUCGAAGGAGAUUCUAGUCAUCAGAUUAACGGCUGCCAAUGACGAAGAGAAGAUUCCUUAUAUAACUCUGUAUAGCUACCUGAACAGCAGAAGUCGUUUAGGCGUUGUAGGCAAUGUUUCGAAAAACAUCAAGGACUUUUACAUAAUGCCAUUUUCGAGUCAGAGUACAAUACCGCCGGUCCUAAUGCCACUUACUGGAUCCGGGUUCGAGGAGCACCGGCCGCAUCUACUUCUCGGCAUUAUAGUGCGUAAUAAGAAGAAACGGUUGUCGAUUGUGCCGCCGAUACCUUCGAAAACAUUGAAGACGUCCGACAGAAGUUAUACUCCGCCAUUGGUCAGCGUGCCAAAGGAGAAGACGUUGCCGUCACCGUCCUCGUCUCCCAUGUUGUACAAAGCAACCGCUUUAGACUCGACGAAGGAGAAAGUGGCGGCGACAGCAGCAGCGGUGACGCAGAUGACCCUGGAAUCUUUGAACAAGGCGCACAUAGGUAUGUCGCGCGGCGUUAUAGACACCGCGACGAUAUGUAAAAUCGUACCGGAAUUGUCGUCCAAGAUCGUCGACCUGACCUCGUCGCCUGAUAAAGUCACGUUGGACGAUGACGGAGACGAACCGUACAGCCCUGGCGAGAUGGAUGAUGAUAUAAACACGCUACAGACCACUGACAGUACCACUGGCAUCUUGUCUUCAUCCAACAAGAACCCCACGGAGUUACAGAGGAAGAUGGACGAGCUGAAUCGGCAAAUUGAAGAACAGAAGCAACAGAUUGAGGAACAGAGGCAACAGAUACAGAGCAUUAGCUCGUCGUUUCUCGACGAAGCAACGCCCACUUUACCGGGUUUAGGACUAGAUCCGCCAACCGACGACUGCGAGGAGGCUUACAGCCCAUCAAACGCUCGGUCUUUCACGCCUCCGCCGCCUAUUUCCAAGUUUGCACAACCUAUCCUCGAUAAAGUCUCGGACAUUACCAUACCGCCGAAUUUACAGGAGAUCUUGGCGAACGUAAAGCGGCAAGAGUCUUCUAAAGUGGAUCCUUAUCUUCCGUCUAAACCCAGCGCGUCGUUCUUACCUGCGCUCUACCAGAAUCCGGAGAGGUAUUCGCCCUCAUCCUCUUCCAGGAUUAGUCAGUUGGAACAGAAAACGCUGUUGGAAGUUCCCAAGGAGAGCAAAGGCACAUUGAGUAGUUUGAGCGAUCUGGAUCUGAUCCGAAAGGCUGAAGAAGAGUUGGCCGCAGUCGCGGCGGCGACGACGGCGGUGACGACAGCAUCAGUGACGUCCGUAGUGCCGGCGCCGCCACCAUCCUCCUCUUCCUCCUCAUCCUCAUCGUCAUCAUCGUCAUCAUCCUUACUCGUCUUAACGCCGCCGCCUAUCGUCUCCGUAAAUGACGCACCGAUAUCGCCACCGCUUCACUCGUCACUCUCACUUUCCACGGAGCUUGCGUUGGAGGCGAACAAAUCGUUCAAGUCGAGUCCUUCGGAUUCUUUCAAGAAGAGCUUCACUCCCGAACAACCAAAGCCACCCGGUCUCGAGGAUGAAGAUUUUCCCAUUUUCCCAUCGACUCCGCCAACUGUAGACGCCUCCGAAGUGGCGAGCGCAUCCUCAAAAGUUUCACCCAAGAGCGGCAUCGUGCUGAAUGUCAAACGGAAGGUAAACGAUAACGAUAGCUCGCCGUCGCCCACUAGGUUACCGAGGACAAAAUCGCGCUGGGGUCAAAGACCGUCCGAGUAAGACAACCCUGCGCGACUUGCUAUUUGGGGUACGAUGACCCUCCGAUAUGUAAGAACACACUUUCUACGUGCAUUAUCCAGUGAACGUUUGUUGUGUACAAAGUGAAAUUGUGUUUCCUUUGCGCAAGGAGAAAAGGAUCCAACGAAUCGGAGCGAUAAACUAGUAAAAAAGCCUUGCUGUAACUUGUAACAUAAAUGUACAAGGCGUUAUUUCUUUCCAUUGUCUGACUCUGCGUGUGCGCGUCAACGGGACUGUAAUCUCGUAUAGAAUGAAUGAAAAAGAAAUAUAUGUACGCAAAGUCGCCAGCAUGAGAGAGAAUGAGAGUGAAAGGAUGGUAUUGUAAACAUGAGAUCUAGCGUGCUUGACAGUAGCGAAUCGUCGUAUGCAUUUCCGCAUUUCUAAAUGUUUGUCAAAAUAAGGUUGAGAAAGACACUGUAUAUUUUCAGUCAGAGUAUCGAAUGUAGAUGCAGAAAAGGUUUCUUUACUAUCAAGAUUGCUUACGUUCUUAAGAAAGAAACAGGGAUAUGAUGUCACAACGGUGUGCAUUUCAUUGAUCAGAGUUUUGUCCGCGAGGAAACCUAGACGAUUGUACCCUUCUUCCACAAUUCUCUAUCCGCCGUUUCCCACGUCUGUCACUAAAACAAAUUCUCCACAAAUUUACUCACGAGAAGAAGAGCGUAUCUUCCACAGAUUAUUGACGACGUUUUUCAUGUGUCAACGAGAAGAAUGCAGAGACAGUUUUGAGAGGUAUUCAGAUAAGGCGAGUAUCUAUCGUUCGUGUUGAAGCUAAUGAUAUAUAACGAUAUAUAAACGCGAGACUAGGACUGCGUUCUGAUAUUUACUACCAGUAUUGAAAAUAUAUAGUUUACGUCACGUGUAUUAUAGAUUUUUGAUACUGGCAGUGGAUAUUGGAACGCAGCCUAACUCUAUUGAUGACGCCGACGUAUUCGCAGUUGUCCACAGCUCAAUGGUAUCACCGUGGAAGGUGUGAGUUGGUGUGAGUUACGAUCGACGUAUAAAUCCGUGACGGAUAUACUCCAAAAGUACUGUCCUUGUAAAUACCAAAACGAAAAAGUAGACGAAACUCGGCGACUGUUAUCGUGUCGCUCUUGUAUAUGAUAUACGCAGUUUCUGCGCGUGAUGAGUACGUUUACGUAAAUAUAUACAUAUAACCAAGUACUGCAAAACAAGUUUCUGUAAUAUAUUUUAUUGAAGAUUUCACCCAGUCGUCAAAGGUAGCUGUGGCUUUCUCGCAUAAGGUUGAAUACACAGAGGUAUCCUCAAGAUCCGAAUACUGUUUCAUUUUGUCUCUGAAGAGAUCGACAGAGCUGAUUUUCGAGAAAUUGCAAUUGAAAAAAAAUAUAUAUAAUAAUCAUAUAUAAUAUAUAUAUAUAUAUAUAUAUAUUUAACGUUUUAAUGUAUUUUUAAGUACAUAUUAACAUAAGAUAGUCAUGAAAUUGAAAAUAAUUUGACCAUGAUGAAACCAUUGUGUUUAAAUUAUUUCCUUUGUAGAUAAAAACUUGUCGAAAACAGUUCAAUUAUUGUCAUGAUUGAAUUAUCCUUGAUAUGAUCAAAGUACUCCUGAUUGAGAAUGGUGAAGAGUGUCUUCAAUUGCGACAUUUACCAUUGGAAAAGCGGCACCAUAAGCCUUGCGGUAUGAAAACGCAGAUGUGUUUUAAGAUUCUGUACUUUAAGCAAGCAGUGAUGUAUAUAAUUCGCACAAUGUUGCUCUAACCAAAAAUGCUGAUUGCGCGCGCGCGCACGCACGCACACACACACACACACACAUAUGGGGCAUUCCAUGCCAAAUCGACCUGGAUUUGACCCUCGACCUCUCGGAUUUGGUCGGCGAUUUUUUAUGUUAUUGUUCUAACUCUAAAAUGCACUCAGAAUUUUUUUUACAUUUUUUUUAAAUAAAAUUAAUUUAGUUAUAAUUUGUUAAACAGACAUAUUGAUGGCCACAAUUUAAAAAUGUGAAAAAAUUAUCAAAAAUCCUAUCAGAUAUCAAAAUUUUUAAGCCUUGACCCAAAGUGAGCCGGCGUUCGCUUCUAAUUUCUUCGAGCUUUUUUCGAAAAAAAUAUUGAAAAAAAUUAGAAGCAGACGUCAGUCUACUGUAGGCUGUUGCUUGAACAUUUUUGUAUAUAACACAGGAUUUUUGAGAAUUUUUUCAUAUUUUUCUGACGCAAUUUUUUUUAUUUUGGAAAAUUGUUUCAAAAAGAUUGGUUAGGUGAUGGUCCAAAAUUUACUCGAUUUUUAUGAAAAUCAAUAUCUGGGGAUUUUUCAGGUCGCUUUUGAAGAAUCCGUAAUCAGAAUCUGAAAAAUCAAAACGGCGAAUCCAAUAUGGCGGCUGUAAUAAAUGAAAAAUUGACUGGAAUGGUUAGAUUAUUAAUCAUGUUAAAAAUUAACUUUUUGAAUAGUAUUUAUUGAUUUUAUUGAUCAAAAAAAGAAAUUAUUAACAGAUAAUAAAAUUAAUUUUUUUCCCAUGAAAAUAGGUAUGUGGGGGUUUUCCAAGUCGAUGAUUUAGUUUGUAAUUCUUUAAAUAUAUAAAUAUAUAUACUUUUUUUUUUUCUUUUUUUUACAAUAAAAAUGUAGAAUAACGAUAAAAAUAAAAAUGAAAAAUAUUUAAAAAAUUGAAAACUAAAUCACCAGCAACCUGAAAAACCCCCACAUACAUAUUUUCAUGGAGAAAAAAUUAAUUUUAUUGCCUGUUAGUAAUUUUUUUUUGUUUAUCAACAAAUACUAUUCAAAAAAAUUUUUUUUGGACAUGAUUAAUAAUCUUACAAUUAGUGUUCCAGUCAAUUUUUCAUGUCUUACAGCCGUUAUAUUGGAUCCGCCAUUUUGAUUUUUCAGAUUCUGACUACGGAUUCUUCAUAGGAUUCAGGUCAUAAGCGACCUAAAAAACCUCCAGAUACUGAUUUUCAUGGAAAUUAAAUGAAUUUUGGACCACCUGACCAAUAAUUAUGUUUUUAAUAAAAGUUUUUUAUCUAUUCCAGCCGCCAUAUUAAAGCAGUUAUUUUAAAUUUUUCAAAAGGCCACGUUUUUUCUUAAACUACACAUAAAAACGAAAAUUUUAAGCCAUCGAACGUCAUGUUUCGAAUUAAUUUUACCCAGACACUUGUCCCACUUGACGUGGAACGCGUGUAUGUGUAUAUAAUAUAUUAUGGCUGCAUUCUAAUAUUCCCUGUCAGUACUGAAACUCUAUAUUUUUCUAUAUUUUACAUUACGUUACGUAUGCUAUAGAUAUUCAGUACUGACAGUUGCUGACAGUAAAUAUAAUCGGAAUCCAGCCAAAAUAUACUAACAAUAAGUAGCUGUAAGUUUAUCUUACAUCUUAUCGUCUUUCUCUUCCAUAAUACGACAACUCUAGUUAUUGGGAUCGAUAAUAUAAUACAUUCGAAGCAUUUAAUUUUGUAUAUGAGAUGAACACGUCGUUAAAAUGCAUACGAUGUAACAUAUCGCGGUCUUGAUUCAGUUAACUCAACUUUUAGCGAUUUUUAAGAAUUAUUGGUAUGAUAAACAUUGAUGUGACAUGUACAUUUAUAUUGUAAAAUUCUGAAUUACUACGUAUCCUUUGAGGCUAUUUACUUCCAAGUCCCGAUAUGUCUGAAAGAGAUUUAUUAGGGGAAUAUCGUUGUAAGAAAUUUUCAUAUGACAUAACGAUAUCGAGAUGUAAGUAAAUAUUUUGUCUUCUUUUUUAUUUUUGCAAGUUUGCAAGUUUCCUUCAUUACGAAAAGACAAAGAUGUAUACUUUUAUAUCCUUAUAUGUGUUCUUAUCUGUUCUUAUCAGUUUCUUCUAUCCUCUUGCUGAAUAUAUAGCAGAACACGAAUAUGACGUGGGUUGUGUACAUACAUAGACCUACAAAAAGGCAAAUGUACGUCUCGAAUUUAUGUACGAUAAUUUGAAUAGCUCGAAUACUGGGAAUGGUAUUACGCAAAAUAGCUACGAACACAUUUGUUUCAAUCACACCCACAAUCACACUUUCCUUUUUUUUUUAAAUAAUGUAGAAGAGCGUAGAAAUUUGUAGUUUUAUUUGUAGACCAUCAGGCUAUGAUACUACUGAGCUACUUUAGCAGUUUAACUUUAAAUGCGACUAAAAAGCGCCAUUAUAUAAUACAACGUAUAUUACAUUUACAAGGAUUACUAUACGUUGUAUACCUCGUCUAUAUUUAACAAUUACUUUAUAAGGAAAUUAGCUGUCUUAUUUUAUUGUACACUUUUGUACCGCGAUCUUCAGCUGAUAUGGCACUUCUUCAUUACAUAUUAUGUAUCUCGUCAUUAUUAAUAUUAAUCUUAAUUAUAAAGGAGAUUAUACAUGCGAUUAUUGAUUUGUUUAAUCAUUGUCUCUCCUUGCGCUUGAGUUAUAGCAUUCAUUAUAUAUAGCUAUGCGUUAUGUUUAUAUAUGUCAAAAUAUGUUUAUAUUCAUCACCGAAUGUAUCCUGAAAUACGGAUACGCAGAAAAUUUAUAACAAUUUUAUAAUUUUAUGGCUAAAUCUAAUAGAGACGAAUCGUAUUAGUAUUUACUAAUAAAUAUCUGUAAUAAAAGAAUGAGAAAUAAUAUCAGUUUUCGAUAGA
Molecule: messenger RNA, 11958 nt
Organism: Temnothorax curvispinosus
Lineage: Eukaryota; Metazoa; Arthropoda; Insecta; Hymenoptera; Formicidae
Gene: pps
Product: microtubule-associated protein futsch
Exons: 15
Coding region: 417-7385 (2322 amino acids)
Biological process (GO): DNA-templated transcription
Cellular component (GO): nucleus
Molecular function (GO): protein binding
Source: RefSeq, a predicted model, not a curated record